Messenger RNA from Ixodes scapularis (black-legged tick), 2074 nucleotides. RefSeq lists its product as uncharacterized. The record is from RefSeq and is a predicted model, not a curated record. The coding region runs from base 472 to 1608 and encodes 378 amino acids. Lineage: Eukaryota; Metazoa; Arthropoda; Arachnida; Ixodida; Ixodidae. The transcript is spliced from 4 exons.
AGCCCCGACCAGGGCGCCCCUUGUGGCAAACGGGCCGUUGCGAUCGGGGAAGCUGCUGGAGUCGCCGCGUUGACGCUGCGUUGCUGUGGGCUACAAACCGUGGUUUUCGAGAUACCUGUUCCCGCUUCGAAGAGCAAGAAUAAUUGCUGUGUGGUUGGAUGUACCAGUAGUUAUAAAAACUCGGCUGAUACUAAGUUUUACGGCUUUCCAUCGAAGCCGUACGAGAUUGAGCGCCGAGCGACUUGGAUACGACUCGUGCGUCGAUUCAACGAUGACGGAACCGCCUGGGCGCCCACAGGGAAUUCUAAAAUUUGCAGUAAGCAUUUUGUGGGCAAUGCGAAGCGGAACGAACAAGCUCACCCUAGCUACAACCCAUCCAUUUUCCCGUCGGUCUACAGAAAAAGAGUGGUGUCAGGAAUUGCAGAACGGCAUGACAGGCAACAUAGAAGGGACACACAGCAAAGGGUUUCAAUGCCACGAACAGACGCACCUGAAGUAGAUAUGACGAUGGAAGACCAGGCAACAGAGCAGUCGGCACCUCUUUCAUUUACGGCUGAUGCUUGCACCAUGACAGAGGAAGAAGGAACACUCUUCUCUCCCUGCACCGUGUUCCUCUGCUGCAACGUGGGGCAAGAUGCUGCAACCUUCAUUUGUCAUAAUGUAACUAAAGACAAAGGAAGUGGGCCGGACCAAGUGUCAUUUCAGGACGAGUGUGUAGGGCCGGCGUACAAAGAGCCCUGCUUUACUGGCUACGACUGUGUUCGUCAGGAAGAGGCAAAACUGGCAAGCUUAAGCGCCACAUCCUUUUCACUUUUCGCUCUGUUGUUAAGCCUGCUCCCAGAUGCCGCGAGAAGGCAGAAUGAAAUUUCCGCUGAGAAUCGUCUCCUGCUAUUUCUGAUCAAGCUCAAGCACAAUGUUCCCUUUUCUUGUUUAGGUGUUCUGUUUAAUGUGCAUCGGACAACAGCAGCACGAAUGUUCAAGAUGACGCUUGAAGCCCUCUGUGCCAGAACGAAAGACUGGAUUUGGUGGCCUAGCAGGGCAGCUAUACAGGCCACCAUGCCAGCAAGCUUCAGGGUGCUCUAUCCAUUUUGCAGAGUCACCAUUGACUGUACAGAAAUGAGAGUAGAAAUGCCUCCGUCAGUUGAGGAGCAAAAUCUGUGGUAUUCACAAUACAAGGGAUACUUUACUGUGAAGUAUUUGAUUGGGAUAUCGCCCAGCGGACUAGUAACAUUCCUUUCGAAUGGGUACGGAGGGCGCACAAGUGAUGCCGCCAUUACAAUAGAGUCUGCUUUCCUGCGCAAGCUGCAGCCUAAUGACAUUGUCUUGGCCGACAAAGGAUUCCCAGGUAUUGUGACCGGUGUUGGUGCCCAGAAUGCAACAUUGGUGAUGCCGCCGUUUGCGUCGGGUGUACAAUUCACAGAGGUUGAGGUCAACUCGACAUAUGAAACGGCCUCUGUCCGGAUCCAUGUCGAAAGAGUUAUUCAAAGGGUUAAGAUUUACAGUAUCACUCAGCGUGUUUCGCAUCACCUCAUCCCACACUUGGACAACGUCAUGCAUAUUUUGUGUGUUCUAACAAAUCUACGGCCGGGAAUAUUUAAGCCACGGUAACUGGGACAUAGCUAUUGGGGGCAGUGUCUGGCAUUAUGAAAAGAAAAACAUCUUAGUGUAAACUCGAGGCUGCAGUUGGCAGGGGUACUAUUCAUGGUUUGGUCAAUCACAUAUGGUUGUGAUACUGAAUGCACUUAAGGAAGUGCACAUUUCUUGGCUACAUUUACCGUGUCCGACUCUCUUUGGAACAAUAUGGAAGUUUCCAUAACAUGCACAGCACCCACACCAGCCACUGCCUGAGCUACAUGCUUCAGGUGUUUUCUUUUUCAGAUUGUCAGGAGCUGUACCUGGACACGAUUUGUGCAAACACAGCAGUGAUGCUUUUAUUUUCAUUUGGCUUGGGCAGAGUAUGACAUGCAACACUUCAAAGCUUGUUCGUAAAGCUACUGGCUCACUUUCCCUGAAGUGCGGCAAGUUCUUGAAUAUAAUGUGUGAAAUAAAACGAUCUCAGCUUCGGUAUAGCGUC